Ilex paraguariensis (yerba mate) is the source of this 359-nucleotide messenger RNA. NCBI's taxonomy places the organism in Eukaryota, Viridiplantae, Streptophyta, Magnoliopsida, Aquifoliales, Aquifoliaceae. The record is from the annotation of a GenBank genome assembly.
AUGGCAGCAGAAUGUCCAGGACAAGGUAAGAGUUCAUGGCCCGAGCUCCUCGGGACACCCGGAGAAACUGCUGCAGCAACGAUCGAGAGGGAAAAUCCUUCGGUCAAUGCUGUGAUUGUGGAAGUAGGAUCAACAGUCACCACAGAUAUUCGUUGCGAUAGGGUUCGUGUUUGGGUUAAUACAAAUGGUAUUGUCACAAGGGUCCCUGUAAUUCGUUAGGCUUGAAAGUUUACAGUUGCUGCUGAACUCUUGAUAAUAAAUUAGUAUGAUGUGAUAUUGUGUUUGGAAGGAAGCCCCAACAAUGGAGUUCAUAUUCUCCAUGUAUUAACUUGUGAUGAAAUAAGAGUGGCUUAUUAUUA